Messenger RNA from Guillardia theta CCMP2712, 2589 nucleotides. RefSeq lists its product as hypothetical. The transcript has 3 exons. Lineage: Eukaryota; Cryptophyceae; Pyrenomonadales; Geminigeraceae. The coding region runs from base 1 to 2589 and encodes 862 amino acids. The record is from RefSeq and is a predicted model, not a curated record.
AUGGAGGAGAGCGACGAGAGAGCGAUUGAGCAAGAAGAUGCUGAUACGGGGGAGACGCUAGAUGAGACUCUUGACCAGCAUUUCAGUCAUCUCACACUAACUGUUGACGGCCUCGGGUCCUCAGACUUGCUUUCAAGUGUUGAUUUGGAGUCGCCGGACGCGUCGACAGCCGUCAGAGCACAGGAGCCUCUUGUAAGCGAGUGCUUCUCCCAGAAGUUCGAGAUCCUCCGCACCCCCGAGCGCUCGCGCAAUCGCUCGCACAUGUUGGAAGAUGGGCGGGGGAGCGCGGAGGGGGAGCUGGGGUUGUGGCAUGAGCUGAUCAGCAAGACGUCGCCGUCACGAUCAUCGAUAGAGGAGGCGCUGCGAGCAAGAAACUCAAUCAGCGUGGAGGAGGCGAACAGCGAAAGCUUCGACGCGAGUGACGGGGGGAGGGAUCCUUACGGGAACGGCAACAAGACCUCGGAUGAGGUGAAGAGAGCUUGUGAGAUAAUGGCGGACCGGGCGAAGCAGGACAUGAUGGCCUUGGAGCGAGAGCUGUUGGAGUUCACGAGAGAGAUGGAGCUGAACUUCAUUGUCGAGAAGAACGAGUUGACGUCCAUGUACGAGGAUCAGGUGUGGAGGCUGAAGCAAGAUCUCUACUACGCUAGCCAAAAGGAGUGCCAGCUGCUGGAGGAGCUGGACGAGACGCAGCAGAGGAAUCAGAGCUUGCAAGCGGAGAACAAAACUCUGCGGCAGAAGCUGCUCGAGAGCCGGAUAGAAACAAGCCGACUGUCUGAAGACUUGGAGGAGGCAUCCAGCGCUAUCUACCAGAUGACAGCAGAGUUAGAAGAACUCUCUGCUCAGAACUCAUCCAACAUGGACAAGUUCCAAUCAGAGAACAAGUCGAUGGAGCGAAGGCUGUUUGUAAAUAAGUGGGAGAAUGACCGGGUGUUUUAUCAACUCAGCGACGAGCUGAGAAGUGCUGAAGAGAAACUUGCCGGUGUGGAGAGCAGUCUGCUGCAGGUGCAGUCAGCAACUUUGCAGCUGCAAGAAAGAAACCAGAGCAUCGAGCAUGCCCUGAGCACUUCAGUGCACGAGAACAAGUUCUUGAGCUUCAAGGUCAAGCAGAAGUCAGAAGAGUGUCUGAAGCUGCACGUCAAGGCUGUUGAUGACGUGUCGAGGAUGGAGCAUUGCUUCGACGUCAACCGCUCAGCCCAGCUGGUGGAGUUUGCCAGAAGAACCUCGUCAAAUGAGAGGCAGCAUAGUUCUCAGCUCGCCAACCCCCACCUCUUGGCGACGUGCCCGGCUGACCCAGAGGAUGAUCAAGAGUGGAUACAAGAGAUGAUUCGAGAGCACGACGAGGAAGUGAAGUCCUUGCGCUCCCAGCUGGAGUCAAUCUAUGUGACGCUUGACAAGGCGAAGCAGUCGGAGACUCUGCUCUUCCCCUUCACGCUCGAGAUCUUCAAAGAGCUGAACUUCAUGGGACAUGAGCUCGACAAGGUCAAGCAAGAGACGUAUCGGUACUUCAAGCAGCAUGUCCGAUCGAGCGAAGUCGGCAUGACUGAGAGCAUGGAGGUGUUGAGAGGCUUGCUUACAGACUUGUACCAGCUGUGUGUCGGGAUUGAGAUGGCGACGACUGGAGGCAAGAGCUUCAGCUUCUCCUUCUUCGACCUCCUCCUCAACGCCUCCUCUGACCUCAGACUCGACAAGUUUCACCCGGAGCUCCAAAGCUCCUGCCAGCAGCUCUGCUGCGCAAUCUCGUCAGGGCUCGACAAGCUUGCGGGCGGUAGGAGCUCACGGGGAAGUGGCGGCAUGGGCGAAGGUUUCGUGACUCCCAUGGCUGCUGUAAGGCGACUACCUAGCGGAGGGUUAGAGGACAUGUCGGUGUUACCCGCAGCCCGCAUGCUCUCCUCUCAGCUGUCAGAGUUGGAUAGAGAGCUCAAGGACCUGUUCACGAGCAUGCUGCAAGAAAAGCAGCCGAGACAGGUAGCUAGGGCUGCAAGGCCAACAGAUAACUUGAAAGAUGCGACAAGCGUGCUCGAAAAGAAGAUCGCAGCAGGGCUGCACAUCCUCGACUUGGAGGAGAUCUCCUCCUCGCAGGGCCAGACCCAUCCAGCAGAGCGGGACGAAGAGGAAGAGCUGGAGGACAUGAUCGCUCUAGCUGUGUCGUCUCUUCGGCUGCACCUGGAGACUAUGGAGGAGAUGUGCAAACUGAGGCUGGAGUCACUGUAUCACAGGAAGAGAUUCGCUGAGUGGAUGGACGUUGUUGGACAUGAGAUUGCUGAGCUCCAGUCCUCCGCUCGGACUCUCUUCCUCCCCUGCUCUCAUCGCCCUGACUCGGCCGCUGUCUCUCUGUCUAUCCUGCGAGCUGUGGUGAUCCGGUCCGAAGAGCCUCCUUCCCUCCUCCAAGUCACCAUCUUUGCCAUGUCCAGCAGGUCAGCUACACUGACGGAGACGCUGAAGACGAGCAUGACGCGAGUGGAGGAGUCACAGGGUCAACACACGGCGACAUGGCAGGAAGCGGCGAGCUCUCUGCGCCUUAAUGACGACAAGGUCAUGCUGACCUGUCACGACUAUCACUACUCCCUCGAGGCUGUGGCGGCAGAGUAG